GAUGAUUUUCUUGUUUUCAUGUAUGGUGAUGACUUUACACAGUCGAAGAUCGUCCGUUAUUCUUGCUCCAAAGAGACCAAAAUGACCAAAGAGAAACUAACCAUCCAAUUUGAUGAUAAAGACAAUUCGUUGUUCUCCAUGCAUGACACCAAAUACAUCUGUGAGAACAGAAACCUGGAUUUAUGUGUGGCUGACCAUGACGCUCGAGCAAUAGUAGUAGUAAAUCAAUCCGGAAAGCUAAGAUUAAGAUAUACGGGUCUUUACUUUACCACCAAACAAGAGCCCUUUGAGCCUCGUGGAAUUACUACAGAUAGCAAGAGUCAUAUCUUAAUAGCAGACCAUAGUAAUGAGUGCAUUCACGUCCUAGAUCAGAAUGGACAGUUCCUACGUUAUAUAGAUAACUGUGGUCUUCGUACUCCGUGGGGCUUAUGUGUAGAUACCAUUGACAAUCUCAUUGUAUCAGAGUCCUCUUAUCGCACAGUAAAGAAGAUAAGAUAUAAAAAGACUCCACAGCAGAAUGUUACUAUGUGCGAGUACGUCAUAACAUAACGAAAUAAAGUAAAACUAUGUUUGCAA
Molecule: messenger RNA, 576 nt
Organism: Saccostrea echinata
Lineage: Eukaryota; Metazoa; Mollusca; Bivalvia; Ostreida; Ostreidae
Product: protein lin-41-like
Exons: 1
Coding region: 19-549 (176 amino acids)
Biological process (GO): proteasome-mediated ubiquitin-dependent protein catabolic process; protein polyubiquitination
Molecular function (GO): ubiquitin protein ligase activity; protein binding
Source: RefSeq, a predicted model, not a curated record